Messenger RNA from Mycena indigotica, 828 nucleotides. RefSeq lists its product as uncharacterized. NCBI's taxonomy places the organism in Eukaryota, Fungi, Basidiomycota, Agaricomycetes, Agaricales, Mycenaceae. The transcript has 4 exons. Bases 148 to 828 code for a protein of 226 amino acids. The record is from RefSeq and is a predicted model, not a curated record.
GUCGCUCCACCUACCGGAUCACGCCACGUGCUCCGGCCCUCUUCUUCCCUUCCCUCUCCCUCCCCACCACCCACAACACCCCGUCGCUCGACCCUCGACGGGCGGCGCACCCCCCUGCCCCCCCUCCCCCACUACGCGCGCCGUCAGAUGCUGCUGGACCCGGAUGCCGACGCCAAGCCGCACGUGUGCGAGCACUGCCACUGCUCUUCCCACCCGCCAUCUACGCUCGCGCCCACGGUGGUCGUCGCCCCGCCCCCGCCGCAGUACGAGGACUCCCAGAAUGCUAAGACACUUCCCCCGAUCCCUGCAGUCCGCAUCGUCGCCAUCGACAGCCUCAGCCCCGAGCGCAAGAAGCUGUAUGAGCGGUAUUCGCGCACCCUCCGCUGGGUGUUCAUAGCGGCGGGUAUUGCCUCGCUGCUGACGGGCGGGUUCUCGCUGGUGCAGAUUUACAUGGAGGGUACCCAGUUCCCGCGCCUAAACGCGGUGCUUACGGCGUACAGCGCUAUCUCCGGCUCCGCCAUCCUCGCGCUGCUUUACCUCCGCACCAAAGCAACCUCGCUCGUGCUCUCAAAAGCGCGCACACGGACGCUGGUGCUGCUCGCGUUCGGGUGGAUGGUGUUUGCGAUCGUGCUUAUCCCGUACAGCGACGGGUCGUGCGAGGCGUGGCUCGACGACAGCGACACCACGUGCGUCUUCUUCGGCCUUGCCAACGGCCUCGCCGGCCUCUCCACCCUCCUCGUCUCCAUCGCUGCCUAUUUCAGCUUCCGCCAGGAGCGCAUCAUGCGCGCCAACCUCGUAGCACCCGUCGCCGCCGCCGCCGCCGUAUAG